AUGAAUUCACGAUUUGAACUUGAUAAUAAAUUUAAGCAUAAAUAUCAAUAUGAUAAUGAACGAAAAUACGAUCUAAAACUUACAAAUAGUACAAGUUAUGAUAAAAAAGAUAUUGUAAAUAAAAAAAAUGAUGAUUCUCAAGAAAUUUCUGAUAAAAAUUACAAAGAUUUUUAUUUCAGUAAAUAUAAACAUGAAUUGAAUAAAGUAUUCUCAGAAAAUUUAAAUAUAAUCCAAGAUAUUGAUGAUUUUUGGAAAUUUGUUAAUAAAUAUGAAACUGUACAAAAGAAAUUAAAAAUUUCUGAUAUUUCACCUAAUUUUUUAUUAAAUACCAUUGGUGUACCAGAAUUAUACCAUAAAUUACAUUGUAUAAAUUUCAAACUGAGUUAUAAUUUUAAUGAAUUAUUUACACAUAUAUUAUCAAUUGAAAAAUUAACAGAAAAAUGCUUAUUAAAAUUUCAAACUAUAAUUAUUUUAUAUUUAGACUUUAAACAAAAAGAAAAGUUUAUUAAAUUAAAAAAACUUAGGAAUUCACAGGCAAAUUUACCAGUUUAUCAAUAUAAACAUGAAAUUAUUCAAACUAUAAAACAAGAACGGGUAGUUAUAAUUGCUGGUGAUACUGGUUGUGGAAAAUCUACUCAAGUGCCUCAAUAUUUAUACUCAGCAGGUUUUCAAAAAAUUGCUUGUACACAACCAAGACGGAUAGCUUGUAUAUCUUUAGCAAAACGUGUUGCUUUUGAGACAUUAACAGAAAAUUAUAAUGAUGUUGGUUACCAAAUUCGUUUUGAAAAACAAAAAAAUCAAAAUACCAAAAUUACCUUUAUAACAGAAGGUCUUUUGUUAAGACAGUUAUCUGGAGAAUUUGAUUUGUUAUUUUAUGAUGUAAUUGUUUUGGAUGAAGUGCAUGAACGUCACUUACAUGGAGAUUUUCUUCUUGGCAUUAUGAAAUGCAUUAUUAAUCAAAGAUAUGAUUUAAAAUUAAUACUUAUGUCUGCAACUAUAAAUAUUGAACUUUUUAGUGAUUAUUUUGCCAAAGAAAAUGUUAAAAUAAUACAGGUUCCUGGAAGAUUGUAUCCUAUUCAAUUACUAUACAAACCUAUUAUUAUAGAAGAUAUUCGAUAUAAAAAUGAUAGAUUUAAUCCAAGUCCUUAUAUACAAAUAAUGCAAAUGAUUGAUCAAAAAUAUUCAGCUGAUGAAAAAGGAGAUUUAUUAAUAUUUUUAAGUGGAAUGAGUGAAAUUAGUACAGUUGUAGAUGCAGCAAAAGAAUAUAGUCAAAAAAAGAAUAAUUGGAUUAUCUUACCACUUCAUAGUACUCUAGCUAUUAGUGAACAAGAUAAAGUAUUUGAUUAUGCUCCUGAAGGAAUAAGAAAGUGUAUUGUAUCUACUAACAUUGCUGAAACUUCUAUUACUAUAGAUGGAAUUAGAUUUGUUGCUGACAGUGGAAAAGUAAAGGAAAUGAGUUAUAAUCCAUCAUGCAAAAUGCAACAACUUAAAGAAUUUUGGAUUAGCAAAGCUAGUGCAGAACAAAGGAAAGGAAGAGCUGGUAGGACUGGACCUGGAGUAUGUUAUAGAUUAUAUUCUGAAACAGAAUAUUUGAAUUUAGAAAAAUAUUCAACUCCAGAAUUACAACGUGUACCUCUAGAUUCCUUACUUUUACAAAUGAUUGCAAUGGGACUUCCAGAUGCACGAAAAUUUCCAUUUAUAGAACCACCCUCACCUGAAAGCAUAGAAAAUUCUAUAAUAUCUUUAAAAGAACAUGGCGCAUUAACAGAUAAUGAAAAAAUAACAUGUAUUGGAAGAACACUCGCACGUUUACCAGUUGAUAUAACGAUAGGAAAAAUGUUAAUAAUGGGUUCUAUUUUUCAUCAAAUAGAACCAGUUUUAUCAUUAGCUGCUGCCUUGAGCAUACAAACACCAUUUACAAAUAAAGCAUAUAGAGAUUCAGAAUGUGAGACAUCUAGAAAAAAAUUGGAAUCUGAUCAUGGUGAUCCAAUAACAUUACUAAAUGCAUUUAGAGAAUGGUUAGAAAUAAAACAACAGAGUUCUCAAGAAUCUAGAUCUACAAGAAAUAAUAGUAAAAAAUGGUGUAAAAGAAGAGGUUUAGAAGAACAAAGAUUUUACGAAAUGACAAAAUUAAGAGCUCAAUUUAAAGAAUUACUUCAAGAUUGCGGAUUAUUAAAAAAUUUUUCGGAAUCAAAUUCUUCUAUGUCUAGUGCAGAACGUGCAAUAAGACAUGGAGAACUUAAACUUUUAAAAUCCUUAAAACGAAUUUAUAAACAAAAUGAACCUAGAAAAAGAAAACAAUUAAAGCUAGAAUCUUUUGAUAUACAAUUAGAAGAUAAUGAUCAUGAAGAUGGUGAAAUUGAUAUAAAAGAUAUCGAAUUUCGAAUGAAAAAUGAUUCAAAUCAAGUACAAAAUUUAUUAACAGCAAGUACUGCAUGUAAUUAUAAAGAUUUAACUAUGUUGAAAUUAAUAUUGUGCAGUGGUUUAUAUCCACAAUUUGCAGUUGCCGAUGAAUUUAAUUAUUGUAAGACAAUGAAUGAACAACUAUUUCACACAAAAGCGAAGCCAUACAUUGCUUUACAUCCAAUAAGUUUCUUUGGACAUCAUCCUCAGGUAUUACAAUUAGAAGAAGUUGAUGUUGUAUCAAUACCAGGUUUUAAAAAUAAAACUCCUGUUAGUCCAAAACAUACAAUAUUAACAUAUUUAUCUCUUUUGGAAACUACAAAGCCUUAUUUAGUGAAUACACUUAGAAUGCCAGCUGCACAAACAUUACUUUUAUUCGCACGUGAAAUCGAUACAAAUAGUACAUUUUCAAUAAUAGUAUGUGAUUCGUGGUUAGAAUUAAAAUUUCCUAUACCUGAUACUGGUCAAACUUUACUAAUGAAAGCUACCAAAUUACGACAUAAAUGGGAUUUUUUAUUAAAUCAACGAUUACAAGAUUCAAAUAUUAAUAAUGAUAUACAAGAUCUUAGUGAAUUUGAGGAUAUACUUAUUCAAAAACUAAUUGAAUAUAUGCAUACUACUGUUCCAUAUACACUAAAACGACUUUUACCAGCUGAUCUUAAAAUUAUAUAUGUGGGAAAUGGCAAAAAUAAUAUAUUAGUAGAUCCAAAUCCUUUUCAAUCAGAUUUUGUAAUAACUCCUAAUUCAGUAAAAGGAGGAGUUCGUGUAUCAAACAUUAUUACAUAUAAUUGUAUACAAGAAACUGAAUGGAGUGAACAACUUUCCAUACAAAUUUUAAAAACAGAAUGGCAUUGUCAAAAUUGUAACAUGCAAGCAAUUUUAACAAGCAUAGAAAAAUUACAACAUCAAUAUUCUUGCGUUAAAACAAAUAUAAAAGAUGUUAAAAAACAUUGUGACAAUAUCAAACAUAAAUCUAAUGCACAAGCAUAUGAAUGUCCUAAUUGUCUACAAACAUUAUACUUGACACCCAUUGAGAUUCUUAAACACAAAAAAUCUCAUGUUAAAUAAAUUUCUUAAUA
This is a messenger RNA of Apis mellifera (honey bee), 3482 nucleotides long. Its product is annotated as probable ATP-dependent RNA helicase DHX34. The transcript has 15 exons. Bases 1 to 3471 code for a protein of 1156 amino acids. Gene Ontology annotation, molecular function: RNA binding; ATP binding. Gene Ontology annotation, cellular component: intracellular anatomical structure. NCBI's taxonomy places the organism in Eukaryota, Metazoa, Arthropoda, Insecta, Hymenoptera, Apidae. The record is from RefSeq and is a predicted model, not a curated record. Gene Ontology annotation, biological process: nuclear-transcribed mRNA catabolic process, nonsense-mediated decay.